Molecule: messenger RNA, 7440 nt
Organism: Cyanistes caeruleus (blue tit)
Lineage: Eukaryota; Metazoa; Chordata; Aves; Passeriformes; Paridae
Source: RefSeq, a predicted model, not a curated record
AACCCCAGCAAGGCGGCCGAGUACCUGAAGGAGCUGAACAAGAUUAUCGAGACGCAGCAGGAGCUGCUGGAGAAGCAGAAGCGGAGGAUAGACGAGCUGGAGCAGCAAGUGGCCAAGUUGUACCACGAAAAUGCCUGCCUUCAGGACGAGCAUCACCGGCACCUGGCCACAUGCCGGCUCCAGCAGGGUAUCCCUCCUGCGCCCCCGGGGGUGCUGAGCGCCAUCCAGGAAAACGCCAGGCACGAGAAGUAUGAAGGUGACAGCUCAAGAAGCCUCAGGUCUUUAAAUACUCUGCACCAGUUUUGCUGUCCAGCUCCAUUGUACCAUUCCCAGCUAGCUGUCCCUGCCACACACUCAGAGUACAGGACUUCACUGGAAACAGGAAGCAGUGUCUCAACUGACCCACUCAGCGUUGAGGGGGAGGCUCCCAGCAGUGAGACUGGAACAUCCCUGGAUAGCCCCUCUGGCUACCCGCAGGGCCCUAUAACGCACAGCUCUGCUCUGAGCCCCGAGCACUACGAGCACCCCUACGGGCUCUACUCCAUCGCACCAGGCCAGCAGCGAGCCCGCCGGCCCAAGCUGCAGCACUCCACCUCCAUCCUGCGCAAACAGGCUGAGGAAGAAGCCAUCAAACGGUCCAGAUCACUUUCGGAGAGCUAUGAACUCUCUUCAGACCUACAGGAUAAGCAGGUGGAGAUGCUAGAACGGAAGUAUGGGGGCCGUCUGAUCACCAGACAUGCUGCCCGCACCAUCCAGACCGCCUUCCGCCAGUAUCAGAUGAACAAGAACUUUGAGCGCCUUCGCAGUUCUAUGUCUGAGAAUCGCAUGUCAAGGCGCAUCGUGCUGUCCAAUAUGAGAAUGCAGUUUUCCUUUGAAGGCCCUGAGAAAGUCCACAGCUCCUACUUUGAAGGAAAGCAAGUUUCUGUUACAAAUGAUGGGUCAAAGCUGGGCUCCCUCGUACCGUCGGAGUGCGAUGAGCUCAGGGAGACAGCUACCAUGAAGUCCCCGACAGCAUCCACUGAUUUCACCGAUGCCAUAACAGAACUGGAGGAUGCUUUUUCCAGGCAGGUGAAAUCCCUGGCGGAAUCCAUCGAUGACGCGCUGAACUGCCGCAGUCUGCAUUCGGAUGAAAUCCAGAGUGUGGAGCAGGUCAGGAGCAGGGAAAUGGAGAGGGAGAGCUGUGCCCCAAGCAAACCAGCAAUCCACAAUGUGGAUCACAGGAAGCUGGAUGAGAUGACAGCGUCCUACAGCGAUGUCACGUUGUACAUUGACGAGGAGGAGCUGUCCCCACCCUUGCCACUCUCCCAGUCUGUGGACAGACCAUCCAGCACAGAGUCGGACUUGAGGCUCCGUUCCAUGAACUCUUCCCAAGAGUACUGGUCCAUGACCCAUAAAGAUGAUAAGAUAGACACUGAUACGAGCUGCAGGAGUACCCCAUCACUGGAAUGUCAGGAGCAGAGGAUGAGGAUGGAUCACCUCCCUCUGCUCACUAUUGAGCCGCCCAGUGACAGUUCCGUGGAUUUGAGCGAUCGCUCAGAGAGGGGCUCCUUAAAGAGACAGAAUGCAUAUGACCGAGGCAUCACCAGCCAGCAAGGCAGCCCUAAACAUAUCCCUCACAGCAUUCCUGCCAAGAUCAUCACCCGGGAGGAGCAGGAGGCCAGGCACAGGGCUAGGCCCAUAGACAGUCAUUUGGCCAUCAAUGGCACAGCAAACAGGCAAAGCAAAUCUGAGUCUGAUUACUCUGAUGGAGACAACGACAGUAUCAACAGCACUUCCAACUCCAAUGAUACAAUAAAUUGCAGCUCAGAAUCCUCUUCUAGGGACAGCCUAAGAGAGCAAACCUUGAGCAAACAAACAUACCACAAAGAGACUCGGAACAGCUGGGAUUCCCCUGCCUUCAGUAAUGAUGUUAUCAGGAAACGCCAUUAUAGGAUCGGGCUGAAUCUUUUUAACAAAAAACCUGAAAAAGGAGUCCAGUACCUCAUUGAGCGAGGAUUUGUGCCAGACACUCCUGUUGGGGUUGCCCACUUCUUGCUGCAGAGGAAAGGGCUCAGCAGGCAGAUGAUCGGAGAAUUCCUGGGAAAUCGGCAGAAGCAGUUCAACAGGGAUGUGUUAGACUGUGUGGUGGAUGAAAUGGACUUCUCCACAAUGGAGCUGGAUGAAGCACUCAGGAAAUUUCAAGCACACAUCCGUGUCCAAGGAGAAGCCCAGAAAGUAGAGCGGCUCAUUGAAGCUUUUAGCCAGCGUUACUGCAUCUGCAACCCAGGCGUGGUGCGGCAGUUCCGCAACCCCGACACCAUCUUCAUCCUGGCCUUCGCCAUCAUCCUGCUCAACACUGAUAUGUACAGCCCCAACGUCAAACCCGAACGCAAGAUGAAGCUGGAGGACUUCAUCAAGAACCUCAGGGGGGUGGAUGAUGGUGAGGACAUCCCACGGGAGAUGCUGAUUGGGAUCUACGAGCGCAUCCGCAAGCGCGAGCUGAAGACCAACGAGGACCACGUGUCCCAGGUGCAGAAGGUGGAAAAGCUCAUCGUGGGCAAGAAACCGAUUGGAUCUCUGCACCAUGGACUUGGUUGUGUGCUCUCUCUCCCCCACCGGAGGCUUGUUUGCUACUGUAGGCUGUUUGAAGUUCCAGAUCCAAAUAAACCUCAGAAGCUUGGAUUGCACCAACGAGAAAUAUUUUUAUUUAAUGAUCUUCUUGUGGUGACCAAGAUUUUUCAGAAGAAGAAGAACUCUGUUACAUACAGUUUUCGACAGUCCUUUUCCCUCUAUGGAAUGCAAGUUCUUCUCUUUGAGAACCAGUGGCGACGCAGCAGUGCAGGAUCGCUAGACAGCAAUAUGGAAGGGUCCAUCAUUAGCAGUCCUCACAUGCGCCGAAGAGCUACAUCAACCCGAGAGUGUCCAUCUCGCCCUCACCAGACUAUGCCCAACUCCUCCUCACUCCUAGGCUCCCUCUUUGGUAGCAAGAGGGGCAAAGCCCUGUCCCAGAGCCACACGGCCCCGCUGCAGGCGGAGGGCGCGGCCCCGCACCCGCACCACGCACAGUACUGCCACCAGAACCCGCCGCCCUACCACCACCACCACCACUUCCAUCCGCCCCCGCACCCGCACCCACACCCGUACCACCAGCACGGCCACGGCCACAGCCACGGCCCCUACCUGCCCCAUGGCCACGGGCCGCACCACGCCCCGCACCACCACGGGCCGCCGCCACCCGCCGCCUCCAGCACCAAGCCCAAACACAGCGGCAUCAGCACCAUUGUCUAGGCUAAAGACCCUUCUUAUGACUCUCAUUUUAAACACAGCUGCAGAGGCACUUGCAGGAAGCAACAAAUCACACCGUCAGUUUUUACCUAGGCCGUUCCAAGCUUAAGGGCUUGUUGUUACUAAAUAAUUCCAGUUAGCCCAGGCCAUACUGGUUUUACUUAUCUACUCGAUAGAUGUUCACCACCAUCCAAUUAGUUCUUAUUUACAAAUUUGCCUUGAAAACAUGCUGCUUGCUGAAUCUGAGGAAAGCUACCUUUUACAUCAAACCCCUGGACAAUUUUACACACAUAAUGAGAAGAUAGCCUAUGGAAAAAAAAACAGGGAAAAAAAUGAGACAGAACCAAGUGUUGCAUUCUUGCUCUUUUAUUCUCAAUGGGCAAAAAAAAUAAGUAGACCUGAUAUGGUUGAUGAAAGUACGUAAGUAAACUUUAUAUAAUAUAAAUGUAUACAUAUAAAUAUAAAUAUAUAUAUACUGUAUAGUUAACAUAGUGCUUGGAAAGAAAUUUUUUCAGUCCACAAACUAGCAAUAUAGACUUUACAAGGAAUUCCACUUACUUGAUAGGGCAGCAUAAUAGAUGAAUAGCAUAUGAAAGAGUAGACCAAAAACAUUAAAGGUUAGAAACUAAUUUCAAACAUUUCAAUAUUUUCAUCACAAGUCCCCUGGACUUGUUAAGAUUUCUAAGCUAUCAUUACUAAAUGUGCCAAGUAACAUAGCAUUUAAAUGUUGUAGUCCAGUACUGCUUUGUAUAAAUCCUUAUUUUAUUAACACGAUGAUAUCAUACAUAAUCAGUAUUAGAGCUGCUCUGCUAUUUCAGGUAAGCAAACUCAUUAAGAUGCAGUAAUUAUUCCAUAGCAAUGGAGGGUGCCCACUUACCAGGGGGCACCUCCAAGCAUUGGUCACACAAGUUAUUCCAUAGCAAUGGAGGGUACCCACUUACCAGGGGGCACCUCCAAGCAUUGGUCACACAAGUUCUUAGACACUUUAAAGGCUGUGAUAACUGUGAAUUUACAUGAUCCACGUUUUUUUGUAAGCAUAUGGAUUGAACAAGCACACGGGAAGAGUUCUGCCAGGUGCAUGUAGACAGUGCAAAAACAUUCAUCUCAAACAUGAACGUGGCAAACCUCCAUCCUUCUCAGCUACCUUGGUUCCUGUUUACCAUAAUUUCUCAUUUUUACACCCAGUGAAGCUGAAUUCUAGUCCAGAGUGUUUCCAGUGGAAGUGCUUUAAAACUUAAAGGUUUGUUUAGGAAUUUAGUAUAGGGUAUAUAUAUAUAUAUAUAUAUAUAUAUAUAUAUAUAUAUAUAUAUAUAAAAAAUAUGUAAUUCCAUGUAGCCAUGUGCUAGCAACGAAGUGACUUUACCAUUUUUACUCAUCACAUUUGUUAGUUUGAAGCACCCAGCACUCAGCAGGCUGAGUUCAUGCUCAAACCCUCACUUCCAUAGUCCAGUUAGUGGCAAGACAUCACAUAAAAAUAGGCUGUGCUGUUGUUGCUUAUGUGUUGUAACCAAUCCAUUUGCAAAUCUCUCUACAAUUUGUAUCCCUAAGUCCUGUACAAAGUUAUCCAUGGCACCUACUUUGUAGUUUCAGCACUUUGAGCCACUGCAAGGACUUAACACCUAAACAGUAGAGACAAAGGAAUCACAACUGCAAAACUGUACCAGCGUAAAAGCAAACCUUGAAGAGGAUGAGCAAAAAGUUCCAGUAAGAGAUGGGUAAAAGUAAUCACAGCUCCAACCAGUCGGGUUUCUAUGUAACAGUAAUAAAAGCGUCCCAAAUUAGGAGGACAUGGGAGCAACAGAGUGACUUGUCAUGUUGGCUUGCUUGUGGCAUCUCUAUUGUGAGGAGGAUGAGAGAGGUUCAGUCAUUUUUUCCCUUUCAUACCAUGGAUACCACAAUACCAGCAAAACGGCAAACUGAGCACUUUGUUCACCUCCACAGAGAGCAAAUGCAGCAAUCUAGAGUUUAGCCUUGUUUCCAGCAGUUCAUGUUUGUUUCACACAUGUGCAAUAUGUUUUCCCCUUCUGCUCCUUCUCCUCGGAAUGGUCUCCAUGAAAAGAAAACAAGUGAUUAUUAUUUUUCUGUAUCACUCAUUCUAUUCUAAAUUCUGCGGCUUACCUUAAGAGGGCUCACCUGGGUCCCCUGAGGCUCUGUUCCUCACAGUUUAAAAAAUAUAUACUGUUCUUAUAAGGGAAAGUAGAACUGUCUGCAUGUCAUCUAAUGUUAUUAGUGUGAGGCUACACUCUACAUACUGUAUAAUUGCAAAAUAUAUCAGUGUUACUGUUGAUAUUAGUUGAAGUGAUAACAUAUUUCAAUAUGUAGACUUUUCUUCAUACAUCUGUACCAAUAGUAGAGUCUAACUGUAAUUUAUAGGUUGUUCCAGAAAAGAUAAAGAACCACUUAGGUGCAGACAUCUCUCAGAAACUGCAUCUUUUCAUUAAAAGAGGUGAGAAAGCUCCUCUUCACUGGGUGACAGAGUCUGUACUUGUUUCAGAUGCAGAGGCAUAAUGGAAGCAAAAUUCUGUAUAUGGAAUAAAGGCAGAAUAUGCAGUAGCAGUGGAGAGGAAAAUCUGACUCACUGUGUCACUGAACACUGAAGAUGUUAAAUCUCCCAGAUCUGCAUUUGCUUUAUGUUUAAAAAACCCUUUCAUUCAUUUAAAUUAGAGUUACAUAUAAAUAUUCUGUACUUAAACAGUAAGCCACAGUUUAUUGCCUGACCACUGAUUUUCCAUGUGCAAUCAAUGCAUUUGUGAGCCAAAGUGUUGAGGAGAUGUCACAAACGUGCAUGCACAGAAACAUUUCCAUGUGGUUCCAUGGACAUUGGGGAGGAAGCUGUGCCUGUCAUGGGCAUGCAGGGAAUGUGAAAUCACAGAUCAUUGGGAAGCUGGUUAGAAACUAAAACUGGUCACAGAGAGCACAGGAUUUGGAAACUGUUCUUUCAAGCCAAGGAGGAGAAACAGUGGACAUGACUUUUUUUUUUCCCCUAGUUUUGUUCUGUUUCUUAGACUGCAUGUUUCUGUCUACUGCAACGAAACAGUCUUGGUGUCAGCACAAGUCUCCAGACCUUUGCUGCCCCUCUGAUUCCAUCCUUGAUUAACAAUUGCUUAGAGUGGUAUGAGUCAUGCCAAGAAUAGGAGAAUUCCAGCUUUUAACGCAUGGGGUUAAGAAAAUGAAUUAAAAUGAAUUCUUCAGCCUGCAGGCAGGAGUAGAAUUGAGAGGGUUUUUUCUCAGAUGCCAUUGCCAAUUACAAAGUGGUACAGAACUGCAUAGAGUGACCGUGGUUCUCUCUUCCCAUAAACAAUGUGGCAAAGCAGUAAUGCUGAUUUGAACAAAUGAAAGGGAAAUGUAAAGAAUGACGGUGUGGCAACAAAAAAGCCCCAUCUUUUCUGGGACAACAAUCAAAUAUAUAUUUGGGGUUUUUAUUUUUUUAAGUUAAGAAUGAAAUAUAAGACAAUGUAAAAAACAAAAAAUCUAAGUUCAUCCUAAUAUAAUGUGCGUCUUGUAUUGCUAAAAAAAAAAAAGUCUAACAUACAGUGUAGAAUGAUUUUCCCAUCAUGUACUGCAUGCAGCAGAAGCCUCUUGUUUCUUGAUAAAAUGAGCUGAAAGACAGUCAGCAGAUAUUUAAACACUGAAUCUCUAGAUGUUGACUUGCUGUUCCAUAUGAAGCUGUAUGUGUUUUCUGCAGUUAAGCAUGCAUUUUGCUGUUCCCUUGUAAAAUACCACUUCUUGCCUGCAAAAUGGAUUCUUGUGUAUAUAUUUCAAAGAAAAGUGGAACCAAUAGCAAGAUUCAAUUUGAAAAAGAGAAAAGUGGGUGGUGAAAAUGGGACCAGUAAGGGGACUAGAGAAUUCUCUAAAUUGUACAUAGUGUGUAAAUUAGCAUUACUGUAAGUCUGCAGUCACUUUGAGGUUACCUAUCUCCUGCUAGGAACUUAAAUCAGCUUUGAGUUGUAUUAAACUGUUAGAAUUAGGUCUUGAAUGCAGACUGUUAAAGACUUCAAAAAUCAUUAUGCUUACAAGAAGCUUCUGUUCUGGGGAGGCUUGAGACCUUUUGUAACUGGGGAAGAAAGGAGUGCUUUCAUUUUAAUAUGCAUUCUGUUUGUAAGUAGUAACAGACCCUAUUGAUGUAAAACUAUAACUGUGAUCAUGUGGAAAAAUCAAAUAAAUCAUUUAAAACUC